Thyridium curvatum is the source of this 1422-nucleotide messenger RNA. RefSeq lists its product as uncharacterized. Gene Ontology annotation, cellular component: membrane. The record is from RefSeq and is a predicted model, not a curated record. Lineage: Eukaryota; Fungi; Ascomycota; Sordariomycetes; Thyridiales; Thyridiaceae. Gene Ontology annotation, biological process: transmembrane transport. Gene Ontology annotation, molecular function: transmembrane transporter activity. The transcript has 5 exons. Bases 1 to 1422 code for a protein of 473 amino acids.
AUGGACACUACCAAGGCGACUGAAGAAGCCAGGACUUGGGCGGAGGAGCCUCCGAAGGUUGGACUCAUGGACGCAGUUGCCGACAAUGUCGCGGACCGUAGCGAGGAGGAGAAGGCUCUCGUCCGCAAGAUCGACUACACGCUCAUGCCUAUCAUCUGGGUCAUGUACCUGUUCUCCUACGCAGACAGGACAAACAUCGGCAACGCAAAGAUUGCCGGCAUGAACGAUGACCUCCACCUCUCCUCGACCGACUACUCGAUGGCCCUCGUCAUCUUCUUCAUCUCCUACGUCAUCUUUGAGAUCCCCAGCAACAUGAUCCUCGCAAAGACGCGCCCGUCCAUGUACAUCCCCGGCAUUAUGCUGCUCUGGGGCGUCGUGACCUGCUCAAUGGCUUCGGCCAAGGACUAUUCCCACCUGCUGGCGAUCCGAUUCCUGCUGGGCGUGCUCGAGGCAGGCUUCGCCCCUGGCAUCAUGCUCAUCCUCUCCUGCUGGUACAGGAAGGGCGAGCAGGCCAAGCGCUUCGCCAUCUUCUACUCUGCCGCCGUCCUGUCCGGCGCUUUUGGAGGCAUUGUUGCCGGCGCCAUCACCGGCAGCCUGGAUGGUGCCCAUGGUAUUCGAGGAUGGCGAUGGCUGUUUAUUGUUGAAGGCGCAGGUACUAUUGGCUGCGCCAUCAUUGCCUUCUUCAUUCUGCCCGACUACCCAUCCAACUCGAAGCGUUUCACCGAGCGAGAGAGGCAGCUCGCCGUCGCUCGUCUCCAAGCCGACAACGUUGUCACUGAUUCGGAGGAUGCGCCCACGCUUGGUCACAUGAAGGCCAUCCGGAUGUCGCUGUCAGACUGGCGCACUUGGAUGCUGGCCUGCGCGUACCUGCUUUUGGCUGCCGCCAACACGAUGACUUACUUCUACCCGACCUUGGUGGCAGGGCUCGGAUACUCUGGCCAGAUGGCGCAGUACAUGGUUGUCCCCAUCUACAGCGUCGGCUUCGUCAUCACCCUCGCGACCGGCGUCCUCAACGACCGCAUCCCCAAAUAUCGCGGCGCAGUCAUCGCCUCCUGGCUCGGGGUCUCAUGCUUGUGCGCCGUCGUCGUGUGCGCCGUCUACAACUUCACGGCGCGGUACGUGCUCCUGGUCUUCCUCGCCUCGGGCAACCUGGCGGCCAACGCGCAGUCGCUCGCCUACUCGUCCUCGACGUGUGCCCCGAUGCCCCAGGAGGUCCGGGCCGUCAGUCUCGCCUUCAUCAACGCCCUGGCGAACCUGUCUGGUAUCUACGGCGCGUACAUCUUCCCCGCCAAGGACGCGCCCAAGUACAUCCCGGGCUUCGUGACGGUGGCUUGCUGUUUGGCUGGUGCGGUGGCAAUCUAUGGCUCGGCGCAGGUCUUGUUCCGCAAGUAUCCUUGGAAGAACAACUCUGUACGGGGCUAG